Molecule: messenger RNA, 1962 nt
Organism: Labrus bergylta (ballan wrasse)
Lineage: Eukaryota; Metazoa; Chordata; Actinopteri; Labriformes; Labridae
Product: arrestin domain-containing protein 3
Biological process (GO): protein transport
Cellular component (GO): cytoplasm
Source: RefSeq, a predicted model, not a curated record
GGAGCGCAGAGAGAGAGAGAGAGAGAGAGAGAGAGAGAGAGAGAGAGAGAGAGAGCUGAACCCAUCAGCUGAGCGUCUCGCCACAGAUGAGCCACCACGGCCACGGCCGCAGACCCGGCUCAGUGCUGGGCUCUCGGAGCUAGGGGCGCCGCUCCGCGCUUCUCCUCCGUACACUCUUUUUAUUUGAUUUGUUUUAAAGUCAUCAUUUUUGUUUCCAUCAUGGUGCUGGGGAAAGUGCGGGCCUUGGCGGUCUACUUUGACAGUCUGAAUGAGAACAACCUGCCGGCGUUCUCCGGAGGGAACCUGGUGUCCGGGAGGGUGGUGGUAGAUGUGACCGGGGAUGUGCGCGUAAAGAGCCUGGACGUCACCGCGAGAGGAGUCGCCAAGGUGCGCUGGACCGAGUCGAGGAACGCCGGAGCGAACACGGCUUACACUCAGAACUACACGGAGGAGGUGGAGUACCUGCACCACUACGACACGCUGAUAGGAGAGGAGAGAGACGAGGACUGUCCAGAAGAAGGUCUGACCGUCCUGCACCCCGGUCUGCACGAGUUCGCCUUCAGCUUCAACCUGCCGCAGAUGGCUCUGGCCACGUCCUUCGAGGGGAAGCACGGCAGCGUGAGGUACUGGGUGAAGGCUGAACUGCACCGUCCGUGGCUGCUCCCGGUCAGAGUGAAGAAAGAGUUCAUUGUGUUCGAGCACAUCGACAUCAACACGCCGCUGCUGCUGGCUCCUCAGGCCGGUACCAAGGAGAAAACAUUGUGCUGCUGGUUCUGUGCUUCCGGCCCGAUCUCCCUCAGCGCCAAGAUCGAAAGAAAGGGCUACACACCAGGCGAGUCCAUCCAGAUCUUUGCCGAGGUGGAGAACUGUUCCUCCAGGGUGGUGGUGCCCAAAGCCGCUCUGUACCAGACUCAGACCUUCUUCGCUAAGGGGAAGGGCAAGCAGAUCCAGCAGCUGGUGUCCAACCUGAGAGGAGACCCCCUGCUGCAGGGGAAGAGCCAGAGCUGGGAGGGCAAGCUGCUCAAGAUCCCCCCGGUGUCGCCCUCCAUCCUGGACUGUCCCAUCAUCAGGGUGGAGUACGCCCUCGUGGUGUAUGUGGACGUUCCCGGAGGGUUGAACUUGUCUCUGUCGUUGCCGUUGGUGAUCGGGACCAUCCCCCUGCACGCCGUCUCCUCCCGCACCUCCAGCAUCAGCAGCAACUGCAGCACGCUGAGCUGGCUGGGCCUGCAGGAGCGGCCUGAGGCGCCGCCGAGUUACGGCGAUCUGGCGAUAUCAGAGUCAGAAAGGCGGGACUGUCUGCAGGGCUGUGAUAGGUCGGAUAGGGAGGGAGAGGACCCGGGAUCUCUGCUUACAUACAUCACAGAGUUCAGAUAUCUCCCCCCGCCACUCUACUCUGAGGUCGACCCCUUCCCUGACCCCUUGGAGGUGUGCGAGGCCGCUGACGUCAGGAGGCCUGACACGUGUCCGUCCCGCUGAGGAGAGCCGGAGAGCCCAGAGGGGCUCUGCCCGAACUCGACACCGUCACCCCCAGCGUCUCACCAGAUUAUAUCGCACCAUAAAUACGGCCGGACCCUCCCUCCCUGGCUGGGGGGGGAGUCAGCUGAGAGAGUAUUGGGUGACCGUUGACAUAUGGACCAGGGACUUUCGAGACAUGCUGGGUCCUCCAUAUCCUCUGCUCCACACCAGGUUCUCCCUGACACCACUCUGACUCUGAGGAGGCCCGAAAAACAAAAAUGGCUGCCGGUGGUCAGAAGACGCCUCCUCCUGCCUCACAGAGAAUUUUGCACAUACCGUUGUUACUGUUUUUCUAUGGGUGGGUUUUAUAUUCUGCAGAUUGCCGCAGGCCUAUAUGCUCCAGUAGAUUCUGUCCACAGAUGUUUUUUUUUUAAUUCUGAAGGCACAUGACGAAACGGGACAAAAAGCUGUUUCAGUAACAAGAUAGUUCAGGUGGAAACUGUAAAA